AAGAAAAGAAAGAAAAACGAGGAAAGGAGGAUCAACGCGUGGGAGAUGAAUGGUACAGCUAUUUCAGGAGCGGCCUGUUCUAGGUCAAGAACGGCGAAGAGAAUGCUUCACAUUCGGGAACGAGGAAGAAGAUUCGAAUAUUCAAACUUCGAACAUUGCGCGUUACGAAUCGAGGUGUCAUUCGUCCACGUAUUGGCGAUCGAUUUCGCGGCGAUAUCGAAUCAGAUAUCGCGGGGACCAUUCGCCGCGCCGAGAGCCAAGCUUGUUUAUCGAGAUAUCAACACGUAUAAGAUAUAAGAAGAAACGGGCAAACGGCAGCCAGUGUUGUGCUGAGUCUUGGUUUCGAUGGUCAUACGAAACGAUCUUUCUAAGUAAGAAUUAUCACGGCACAAUUAUUAAUUAUCAAUUAUCAGAGAGUGACACAAGCGCGGACCAGACAUGCGGAUUUGGGUGUUGUUAACCGUUUUACUGAUCGUCACGAUUCUCGCAUCCGACGUAUUCGCGAGGAAAGCUGGCAAGGAGGUGGAGUCGAAGAAAAGGAACGAGAAAAAGAAGAGGGAUGUAGAGUAUGCAAAGGAGGAGAGGUGGAAGGAUGGAGAAGGGAAAAAGUUGCAACCGAGGAAGAGGAAGAACAGCGCAUCCGAGGAGAAGAAUGUGGAAAAUUAUUCCGAGAAUCUGGUCGGAAACGAGGAAUCGGAGAAGGGUCACAAGUCGAGGAACAAGAAAUUGAAGGAGAAGGAAAAUGUCGACUUUAAGAGCAAGUCUAGCUACGAAUCCCCGAAGGGGAAGUCUAAGAAGAAGAGCAAAUAUUCCGAGGCGUCGCAGACAGUUCAUGAAAAGGAUUCGAAGAAGUUGAAAGACGAGAAAGUGAAAGAGGAAACGGUCGAGGAGCAAAACAAUGCGAAGAAUGAGAAGAAGUCGAAGGAUAAAAAUGUGGACAAGUCUGAGAGGGCGAAGAAAGAUGGCAAGAAGAAGAAGAAGAAGCUUGGGAAAAAGGAGAAAGAAGUGACGGUGGAGGAAGUGGAGAAGGAACCGGUGGAAGUAGAAACAGAGGAGACUAAAAGGAAAUCGAGGAAGAGCAACAAGAAGCCCGAAAAAGGUAAUCACGAGAAGAAUAGGAAGAAACGAGAGAUACCGAAGAAAAGAAAAGAAGAAGAGGUGGGGAUAGAAAUAGUGGUGCCUGAGGAGGAGAUCUCAGAAAUGGACACGUUAGACGGAAAAAGUUGUCCGAUAACUAAAGAGAUCCAAGAUGAAGAAAUGCGAGAGGAUUGUGAGGACGAGAAGUGCAACGAAGCGAAGUGAAAAAUUUAAUCUGAAAACAUUAGGAAUCGUCGUAUUAAUGAUUCAAUAAUUAUAUAUCGAAAAGAUGGCCAAAUUUCGCACGAAUCAAUGAUGUUUACCGGUAUUCACAGCAGCCAAUACAAUUUCUCAAGUCUUCCAUGAUGAUGAGCCAACGAUUUCACGCAUUAUGCGAAAUUUCAUUUAUUAUUUAAUCUCUAUGCAUAUCAAAUCGUACUUGUUACGUUAUUUACAAAUAACGAAUUUUUCGACAAUAAAUCGUCUUAAUUUUACUCACCUGCUUGGAGCGCAGGUUAAUAUAAAUAUACUGUUAAUCUUCGAGAUAUACGUACACAUUGAACAAAUAAAUAUUUUUAUAAAUUGUCCU
Molecule: messenger RNA, 1666 nt
Organism: Apis florea (little honeybee)
Lineage: Eukaryota; Metazoa; Arthropoda; Insecta; Hymenoptera; Apidae
Source: RefSeq, a predicted model, not a curated record